Messenger RNA from Acyrthosiphon pisum (pea aphid), 2518 nucleotides. RefSeq names its product facilitated trehalose transporter Tret1. Gene Ontology annotation, cellular component: membrane. Gene Ontology annotation, molecular function: transmembrane transporter activity. The record is from RefSeq and is a predicted model, not a curated record. Bases 264 to 1715 code for a protein of 483 amino acids. The transcript has 6 exons. NCBI's taxonomy places the organism in Eukaryota, Metazoa, Arthropoda, Insecta, Hemiptera, Aphididae. Gene Ontology annotation, biological process: transmembrane transport.
CUGUUCAACGAUAAUAAUGAUGAGCUAGUAUAAAAUGUCAGCACUCGUAUCAAUGUGAAUAACAUUUUGUAGCGAAAUAACAUGCUGCAGUUUGCCGUAAUCACUAUUGGUACUUGAACAUAUUAAUAUGCCGUGGUGUUGAUAACAGUAAGAGGUGUAAAAUACUUUUUACACGUUCACGAUUCGAAUUUAUAUUUACGUAUUUGCCAUUGAUCAAUAAAAUCCCAUUCAUUAUAUCACAUUUUGUUGAUGUUCUAUUAUCAAUGCCUGACGUAAAAGAAAUCCAAGCACAAGACUCCACACGAAAAUAUGGCCCGAAGGCGACGUUGGCACAAUGUUUGGCCACAAUAGCGCAGAGUUUUCUGUUCAUCGGGUUGGGCAUGAACCUAUCGAUAUCUGCGAUAGUCAUUCGCGACUUGUAUCGGAAUCCAAAUAGUGAAUUCUCAAUAACGAUCACCGAGGCCUCGUGGUACGGAAGCUUGUUGUUCAUAAUCCACCCGGUCGGAUGUUUACUGUCGGGGAUCCUGCAAGAUAAGUUCGGAAAGAAACGCUGUAUGAUACUCGCAAACGUGCCCAGUAUCUUCGGAUGGGUGCUGCUGUACUCGGCACACUCGUCGGUGUUACUUUGCGCGUCGACCUUACUGAUGGGGUUCAGCACGGGAUUCGGUGCCGGAUCCACAUCGUCGUACGUCGGAGAGAUAUCAGAACCCAGGCUCAGAGGAUCUCUGGGUUCGCUGGGAAGCACGGCCAUGAGAAUAGGCACAUUGCUCAUGUACAUCUUGGGACUGUUUUUCGACUGGAGGACCGUGGCACUGUUCAGCACGUUCUGUCCCAUUAUGUGCAUAUGUUUCGUAAUUUUCAUCCCGGAGUCACCCAUUUGGUUGAUCGCCAAAGGUCGAAAUGAUAAGGCCAAAAAGGCCAUGUGUUGGUUGAGGGGAUGGGUGGAACCUGAAAAAAUUAACCCAGAAUUUCUCGAACUGGUUCAUUACAAUCAAGUAUCUGGAACACAAGGUGGCAAAAUUGAUACAGACGAUAAUAAUAAGAAGUUUCUUUCGAACUUAGCCCAGUUCAAAAACCCGGCAGUCUAUAGACCACUGAGAUUGAUGCUGAUUAUUUUCUUCGUAUCUUUCGUAGUCAGCAUUUUCCCUACCAGACCAUUUAUCACCAAAAUAAUGAAAGAAGUUGGUUUAUUCGAUAACCAAAACGAAUCGUUGGUCCUCCUGACAGGCUUGACGAGCAUCGGGUGCAUCAUAGCGACUGUGACUGUUCAUCGGACUGGGAAAAGAUUAUUGACUCUAUUAACGUUAUCGAUAAACACUGUUUUAUUGUUAUCUUUUGGUGCAUACAUUAUUUCAGUGAAGGCAGAAUAUUUUUCAUAUUCUCCUUUGAUUUCCUUGACAUUUCUGUGCGGCAUUUACUUUAUCGGCUCAUGUGGAAUUUCGUGCAUUCCCUGGAUGAUACUCAUUGAAGUUUUUCCCAACAAAAGCCGAGGAGUUGCUACAUCUGCAUCGUCGGGAUUGGCCUAUAUUAUAUUAUUCACACUAACAAAAUCAUACUUAAUAGUUGAAAUGUAUUUAAGUCUGGAGUACACUAUGAUUCUCUUUGGUUGUGUUGGCGUUUUUGGUUUGAUCUAUUUCUAUUUUUAUUUCCCGGAAACUGAAAAUAAAACAUUAUUAGAAAUUGAAGAAUUUUUUGUAUCGACUAAAAACGGCUAAACUAAAUUAUUAUGAUUACUUUUUUUUUUUUUAUUAAUUUUGAUUAAUUCAAAUUUUUUUAAUUCAUUGUUUUUAAUGUAUUAAAUUCUAAAAAGUUGCUACCCACAUAGGUUGGUUUUCACGUACAACGUGACAAAAUUUUCUUUCGGCAGAACCAAUUAUGUUUAUGUGUUAUUAGUUUUAAUGAGUGAUAGAGCUACAAUCAAACUUAAAGAUGAGCUCAUUAAUCAAACUAAAACAUUGGUAUUUUCUACUAUAUUUAAUUUUUAAGUAAGAAAUGAGUAUGUAAAAUAUUACAAUAUUUAAAAAUCCUCGUAACACGUUUAAAAAUGAAAAUAUCGUUAACAAUCCAACCAAUAAAAACAGAUAAUAUCCUUAUCCUGUAAUUAUAUAUGAUAAGUUAUAUACACACUCUAAUAGUUUUAUCUAAUAUUAAAGCUAACAACACGAAAUUGGUUUGUAUAAUAUGUUAUACGUUUAAAAUAUAUAUAUAGUAAACAUAGUGUCGCAUCCUUCAAACUUAUAUAUGUUCCGACAAUAUAAAAUAUUAGGUAUAUAUUAGGUUCAAUUGCCUAUAUACGGUUUAAUAACAUUUUCAGUUAUGAUAUUAUUUUAUGUAAAUAUAUUAAAUUUAAGUUAAUUUAGUAUUUUAAUAAUAGUAUAUAGAAAAAUCGCUAAAUGUUGUAUCUACAUGUAUUAUGUACCUAUAUAAUUUGUUGGUGAAAUGUAAAAUUGAUUGUAGAUUUUUUUAUUGUUUUGUAAAUUUUUUUAUUUAAAUAAAUUAAUUUUGGAAUGUUUUUUUA